GAGGAGAGGACUGCACGCUUGUUCAGUGGUGACGGACAGGAAAAACAGAGACUCUGAGUGAGGCCAGAGGGGUUCAUCAAACCCUGGAGAGCAGGGAGGUUUUAGAUCCUGUGACCUGUUCCCCACUGAGGACACACUGAUCCAGGUGGAGGUACCGGGCCUUAGCUCCCAGGACCAACCUCCAGGAUGUCCCGGAGGAGGUCUACAGGGGACCUGGUGCCCAGGGACAUCACUGAGAUCUUAGCCCGUGAGGCGAGGGUUCAGCGUGGGCAGAAGAAGCCGGGGAGCUCCCUGGGACAGGCCUUCAGCUGGUUGAAGGGGAGCCGCAGGAAGAAGAACCUCGGCAACGGGCUGAACCGGACUGGGAUUGGUGUGACGGACGCCAAACUUCAGAAUCACGACCCUGCUAAAGCUGGCCCGAAAGGGAAUGAAGACCACAAGAGGUUGACCGUCCACUACAGGACCUCCCAGCACUACCAGGAGAAUGUUUUCAUUGAGGGCAGCAGGCCACAGUACCUGGAGGACCUGCACACCGAGGCCCAGGAGGGACUCAAGAUACUGCAGCAGGAAGAACACACAAAUGGAGUGAACUUUCCUGACAAUGAAAGCGUUGCUUCCACAGACACUCUGCGUCCGGAGCAGGAUAUCAGCUCCAAGGACGGAGGACGUGGCUCUCCGGAGUCGAGAUCCACCACCGGGAGUACUGAUACCACAGUCACCUCUGCAGCAGUGUCGACCAGGCCUGUGCUCACCCGCCAGGGUUCUACAUUCAAGCCUCUGAAUCCAGUGAAAAGACUAGAUAAGAGCAGGAAGAGGAGCAGGAGGACCACCAUCAUGGGUAUUCCCAAUCAGGUCCAAAAAGAGCUUGCAUUGCACAGAAGCUCCACCUUCCAGCAGCUUGUUUCUACCCCUGACCAUGACGGACAGCUCAGUAACAGCCAAUCAGGUGUUGUUAUCAUUCCUACGGUGGAUGGAGGGACUCCAGUAGCGAAUAAGGAGGGAGCGAGGGUGCACCUUUCAGAGCUGGAGGCCUCCAGGGACGAACAGCUGCUGAGGAAGCACAUCCAGGCUAUGUACCAAAACGAGCAGCCCUUUAACCACCAGGGAUUUGGCUCCUAUCUUGGUCCCACUCCCAAUCUAAGACCCAAGUCCCUUGCGGUACCUGGAAUGAUCACUUCCUCCUCCUUUUGUCCUUCAAUGAUGUUAGGCUUCCUCCAGGAACCGCAGGGUCCUGUGAUGUCCAUAUCUCCUCAAGCCACCUACUUGUCUACAAUCAUCCCUAAUGCGGUCUUGCCAUCCUCGGUUGAAGUCAUAGAGAUUGACCGCAGCAGCAGCCGGGCGCGUGGCAGCAGUGUGAACCAUGGCGGUAGUGUCCGCACUGUCAGCAAAAGCAGCCUUACAUCCGGAGACUUAUCAGUCAGCCCUUUGUUGUCCAAAAGAUCCGAUGGAGAUGGCUCCCAGACUGACAAUUCCCAAAACGACUCCACACUGAUGCCCAUGUCAGCGUCAGGGUCAAACUGGAGCGAGUCACAGUCUUCAAAGACCAUCAUGUCUAACUCCUCCCCAGUAUCUUCUAAAGGGAGCACACGUAGUGGUAGUUCACAGAGAGGGGGUCUGAAUGGGCAGGAACACAAGACAGAAGAGUCCAGUGGAGACCAAGACCUCGUCAGUCUCCGUAGCUCAGUUAGCAUGAUUAGCAGCUCCAGCAGUAAAAGGGAAAAUGCUGUUUCAUGCCAAGGAUCUGAGGGUGAUGUUUCAGGGUCUGCUGGGGACGAUGCAAAGACCAGACGGAAUUUCAAUCGUCUGUCGGUUAUGAAGACCAAGCAACCUCCGGCACCUCCACGGAGAACAAACUCUCUGCAUGGUAAUAAGAUCAGGAGCAACUGCAGGGUUCUGGUGGAGCUCAAUGACUCUGUGUCCAAAGAUGUGGCAAAUACGACAGAAAAUACUGUAGGAAAGGAUGAGAUCAAAUCAGUCAGUGCAGACACCAGUAACAUCCCCACCCCUGUAUCAAACUCCACUGGGUCCAGCUGUCUAGAUGCUUCCUCCAGUUCUUUGAGCCCCACACAGGCCUCUUCCACUGAGGCAGGAGGAUCAACACCUCAGCCAGAAUCCAGCAGCUCCUCCCCACAAAAAACUCCCUCGGAAGGGGGUAAAUUUGAACGGACCAUGUCCCCUUCGAGUGGCUACUCCAGUCAGAGUGGCACUCCAACACUCUCCCCAAAAGGGAUCACCCCAACCUCCCCUGACAAACACAAGAAGAAACCUGUCAAACCAGAGAGAUCAGUGUCCCGGCCCUCGUCCUCAGCAGCUUCUCCUUCCUCCUCUCUGACCUCUUUAUCGUCUGGUACAUCAGAGCUUGUCAAUCCAGAUGUUUCCACAUGUAGCUCCAGUCUGCUUCCACGGGGAUCUCCACCCACUGUUGCCGCAAAAGAUCCCACUCCGAAUAGUAAUUCUUCGACUUUGGCAGUUCAAGUCAGAGAGUUGUUGAACAUCCCGCCACCUCCCAAAGUCAAAGCGCCAUGUCCACCUCCCCCAGAGACUUGGGUUCACAACAGACGCACCUUUCAGCUCCUGUGUGGGCCUUGCCCUAAUGUCAGCACAGUAACCCAGAAGCAAGACUGCACAGUUAAACAAGCAGGAACUCAGACUGAAGACAGCAAUGACAUGCAAGUUUUAGUUGAAAAACAAUCAACGGAAGAUGAAUCUGUCCCAGGAUUGUCUGAAAGCAAAGCAGAGCCUGAGAUUUUGUCAGGAACAGGUCCUGAAUGUGUUCAGAAGGAGAUGGAGAACAGGGAAAGUCCAAGUUCCGAACAAGAGAGGAUAGAAGCAAGUGCAGACGUUCAGAAACCAGAGCAGUGUAGUCCCCUUGUAGUGAAGAACCCUGAGACUCCAAAGAAAGAUCCUCCUCCUGUCAUGAAGAAACCCAUGACAGUACCUCACAGAGAGGAACUGGCCUCAACAGAACAGUCAGUGGACAGACAGCAAAAGGAAACAAGUAGCAAUGCCACAACAGAAGUUAAUUUACCUGUUGAGAACCUUACAGCCUCCUCACAGAGCGGGGUUAUCAUUUUAGUUGAUAACAAUGACAAUGAGAUAGACAAAAGUGAGGUCACAUCCAUGCAGACGCUUUCUGUAGAAGUUCCUAAAAUUAGUAAGUCCUCGCCACCUCCGACCCCUCCCCCUGCAUACCACCCUACACCUCCUCCAUCAAGAAAGACACCUCCUUCAUCAGUGUCCAUGCCAUCAGAAGAGCUACAGAGGGUACAGGAGGAGACCCACGUUGUAGACUCUUGCUGGCCCCCUCCUCCGCCUCCUAUGGAAGGGGACUCUGUGUUUGAUGGAGGUGAUGAGGUUGACUUUCCUCCACCUCCUCCUCCCUUUGUGACAGACAGUGUGCCAAAUGUGAUGGACAGGUCUAUCACAGAGCCGGACGCCUCAAAGAGACCCACAGAGGAAGUCGGAGAGGUGAUUGAGGAUUUGAGUGAAGCUGGGACAUCUGUCCCAGGGACAGUUUUGUCUCUUGCUGUUCCACAAACAGUAUCCAACACUAAAACAGAGGUUGUCGUAGUUUCAAAAGCAAACACAGAUGACAGGAUUGUUUCGGACAGUGUUCCACCUCCGCCAGUGGAGGCACCUCCUUUGCCACCCAUUACAAGAGUAGAGAGCCCAGUACCAGUCUCUGUUUUAGUUCCUCCCAGCAUGCUCCUGAAGAGAGACUCUCUGAAAAUUGAAGAUCAGUCCUCCUCCGAGCUGCCCGUCAGCGCACUUCCUCAAAUAACUGUCCCAGUAGCACCCCCUUUACCAGCAGAUAAUUUAACCCAUGGGGUUAAUUUCAGAAGGCAGCCAAGUGUGCAAAACCGUGACGCCAGGAGCAAGGAGCUCCUUUCUCGCCACAAAAGUGCACCCAUUCCCAAAGAGGAUGCUAACAUACCUCUGGUCACCCCCUCCCUGCUUCAGAUGGUUCGUCUCCGAUCAGUCAACAUGACUGAAGACCAGGUGAAAGCUCCAUCGGAGGACAAGUCAACAAUCCAAGGAGCUUCAGUUGAGGAGAAUUGCCCCGUGUCAAUCCCAGGACCUCAAAGCACUCCACAGAAGCCCAUCCGCAAGUCUCUAUCACUAAAAUCUCCCCCUCAGACAGUAAAGACAUCCUCUGUGACAGUGAAUACACCUUCCAUGCGCUUACAGGAAGCCAUACGUAUGAAAACCGCAGCCAUGUCUUCAAGAGAUGGCCUUCCCUCCCGACUGGGUGUGAGAGCUUCUCCUUACAGCUCUGUGGGUGAACAAGGGGGUCUGUAUUUGAAAUCUCCUGAGGGAUGUGACAUGCACAAGUCCCCAGCCUCUACCGCCAGCUUUAUCUUCUCCAGGAGCACAAAAAAGGUCGUCAUAGAGACUGCAGCCGCCUCCUCCCCUGAAGCUCAGGCAAGUCUGAAGCAAAGCUUGGCGGCCGAGCUCAUGCAGGUGUCUGACCAAUCGAAGGCUUUCUCUAAUGGUGGGGUGAAGUUGGAUAAAGUUCCUCCACCAGUUGCAAAGAAACCAGCGCAGGGAAGCGUCAGUCCUCAGAAUCUUCCUGCUUGUUCAGCAAAGAUGGACUUCAGUGUAGACGGAAAUGGAGCAAUAGGAGGAGUGCAGCAUAUGAGUGGAAUAACACAUCCAGAGACUACAACUACAAGAGUGACAGCGGACACAAUUGAAACACUGUUUUGAAAGAGAGUUGAACCAGACGGAUGCCAGAGGAACAAGCAAGUCAAACGGACAACCCACAGAGAGACGUUUAACUCAACUAUCAGAGUGUUAUGUGAGAAGUCUUCUCCAAAAAAGCCUUAGCCUGUAAUGGCCUUCCUUCAUAUUUAUGCAAAAAAAAUGUGUCGCUCCCAAUUUCUUAUGAUAGCUUUAUUGUGGAGUAUUUUUCUAAGCUAUAGUUUAUCUCUUAUUAAGGCCCCUCAGGAUGAAAUAGAGUACGUUGGCUGAACUGUAAAUAUUUGGCUUGUGUGAGAUCGCCUCCCAGAGGUAGAAGUAGGUAGUGGUCACUGCAGCACAGAGGAAAAAAAGAUUUGUCUUGACAAAGCAUUUCUGUACAGAGGUUUACUAUCUGUUAGGUCUUUUUUUCUUGUUGUAAUAUAAGACAUUUUCAUGGCAACUUAAGCAGGUGUCAAAAAGAGCUGAUGUUGCAUUAUCAGCAUUUUAUCACCAUGCAGAUCUGAGUAAAAACAAAUAGUCACUCAGUUUCAGCCCUGCUUUUCACCUAGUGGGUAGAAAUAUCUGGAAUAGAAAAAGGGAUGCUGCAUACUCAGAAUAAUGAGAUAUUUUGUCAAUUAAGAGGCACUUUUGUAAAGCUACACAAGACUCAACACAGGAGCGCAUCUGCUAGAAUGUCAAUUAGAUGCUUCUUCUACACAAUCCUGGGUUAAGUUAAGGUCAACACAUUCUGGGGAACCUUUUAGAGAAACAGUAACACGAGCAUCCUAUUUAUUUAUGUGUGGUUGUUUCCACUUGUAGCACUGUCAGUCACCUUUUCCUACCAAAUAUGAAAUAUUUAAGAAUCUAUUUCAUCUGGCAAACCACUCUGAGGGCUAUGGAUGUGAUGACUGGCCCUGGAUGAUCGAUACACUGGAGUAGACUUAGUGAGAGUCGGUGUUUUUAUUAAAUGUUCUGUAUCUAAAACUUUGGCCCUUUUUGGAGGAAAAUCCAACUCAUCACUAUUUGCACAAAAUGCUCUCCCCCAGCAAAAUCAUGGUGAGUGAAUUAUACU
Centropristis striata (black sea bass) is the source of this 5752-nucleotide messenger RNA. RefSeq names its product NHS like 3 (gene nhsl3). NCBI's taxonomy places the organism in Eukaryota, Metazoa, Chordata, Actinopteri, Perciformes, Serranidae. Bases 187 to 4707 code for a protein of 1506 amino acids. Gene Ontology annotation, biological process: cell differentiation. The record is from RefSeq and is a predicted model, not a curated record. The transcript is spliced from 10 exons.